UUGCGAGUAGAAAAGCAAAGCGGUGAUCCGUCGUUGGCUCGCCAACGAAGUCUUUGUUUCCUGUGUUCCUUUCUUCAUCUGAUCAUCGAUCAAUUUGUAAAGUCAGUCAGUCACUGAUUGAAGAAACCUCAACACUUGAUCUGCUAAGAGCUAGCUAGAAAGGGUACGCAGCUCAGCAGGGGCGGAGGGAGGAUAGUUGCACACCCUGAAGUACCAUAGGAAACUACAAAUACAUCAUACAUAGUUACAUACUGCAUGUAUAACUAGUUAACUUUCAACAUAUUUUCAUUCAGAUCAGACUUACCAGAUCUAUUGCUCUUCUUGCAACCUCCCAACUAUGAUGAGGUUUUGACUUCACGUUAUGACUCCAUUAUUUUUCCUUCUUAAAGUGUAGCCAAGUUUCGUCCUGAUGGGGUCAUCUAAUUCUAAACCACAUCCAGCCUCCGCAGAAUCCCCACCAUAUUAUUCUAAACCAUCUCCAUCUUCCCCGAAACCCCCACCAUAUUCUAAACCACCUUCAUCCCCAGCUUCUUCUAAACCACCUUCAUCUCCAGUUUCCCCACAACCCCCAGCAUAUUCUUCUAAGCCACCUUCAUCCCCAGCAUAUUCUUCUAAACCACCUUCAUCUCCAGCUUCCCCACAACCCCCACCAUAUUCUUCUAAACCACCUUCAUCCCCAGCUUCUUCUAAACCACCUUCAUCUCCAGUUUCCCCACAACCCCCAGCAUAUUCUUCUAAGCCACCUUCAUCCCCAGCAUAUUCUUCUAAACCACCUUCAUCUCCAGUUUCCCCACAACCCCCAGCAUAUUCUUCUAAACCAUCUUCAUCUCCAUCUUCCCCAAAGUGCCCUCCUGUCUUUAAGUCAGUUCUACGCCCAGCAUCCUCCUCCUCAAAUAAUGAUGAUAUAAGUCAACACCAACAAUAUGAGAAGAGAACAGCUUUUGUGUGUCUUGAAAAGGAUCCAUUACCUGUAUUCAUGAUUCCUGAGGAUAUCGAAGCCUUGAUCAAGAAAGAAAUUGCGCCCAAAGUUCUGAAUCGCCCAUUAUCUCCCACAACAUACAAGGACUACUUUGCCGCUCUCUUAUAUUCUGAAGAUUUCUACUUGGAGAAAUGGAGUGAUUUCCUUUUGAAGGGUGUGACAUUAGCGUUGGAUGAAAGUUCAAUUUAUAAAAACCGGAAAAAGGAAGCACUUUAUAAAAAUCGGAAAAAGGAAGAUAAGGAAGACAAAACCUUUGUAGCAUUUGAGCUUGAUUGUGUUCCUCAAAAACGGCCAUUCCUCUUAUCAAGGGACUUGGUCCUUGCACGACCAGUGGGUAAGAGUACUGCUGAGCCCUUUAAGGGCCUCAUCUAUAAAGUUGUUGGGAGCAAUCGCGUUUUGGUUGAAUUUGAGGAUGGAUUUUAUUCUUAUCAUCAUUCCAACAAAAAAUAUGAUAUCAGCUUCUCAUUCAAUAGAGUUUGUUUGAAAAGAGCCCACCAUGCAGUAAAAGCUGCAUCAGAUGCUUUGUUUCAGAACUUCCUCUUCCCUGACUGUGACUCACGAGCAAGCAUUCCUACUGCACCAGCUCUGCUUUCUACUACCUGUCAUAAGCUUGAUCAAGAUCAACGUUCUGCAGUCGGACAUAUCUUAAGGAUUCAGGGCUCACCACCUUAUGUAGUAACUGGUCCGGACUGUGAAGGCAAAUCUUUUGCAUAUUUAAGAGAACCUUCAAGAACUGGAGUGGUUGUUAGUGAAGCAGUAUACCAAUUAUGUCAGAAGUCACCAGAGUAUCGCAUUCUUAUCUGUGCGCCUACUAACAGCUGCUGCGAUAUGCUGAUGAGAAGCUUGGUGAAGGUGAUUCCAGAGUCGACUAUGUUUCGUGCCAAUGCUGCAUUCCGAGAGAGAGAUGAGGUGCCUGAGGACAUCCUCCGCUCAUCCCUUUACAAAGAGUCUUGUUUUUCUUGUCCUGCAAUAGAGAAACUCCGGGAAUACAAGGUGAUUUUCUCAACUUUCAUGAGUAGCUUCCGACUACAUGAUAAAGGCAUAGCUGCUGGACAUUUUAGCCAUAUUUUUCUGGUGGAUGUUUCAUCUGCUAUUGAGCCGGAAACAUUGGUCGCCCUGACUAACUUCGCUGUCAAGGCCACUAGUGUUAUAGUUACUGGUAAUCAUGGAAAUAGUCCGCUCUGGGUUCGCGCUGACAUUGCAAGGAAAAAGGGACUCAAGAUUUCAUACUUUGAACGACUCUGCAAGCUCAGGCCAUAUAGAAGCCCCAGUCCAAUGUUCAUCACACAACUAGACCUGAACCAAAAGUCAGAGUACCAAACAAGACCUUUCUGAGUUCCUUUUUUGGUUGCUUGAGUAUUUCAGGUCUCAAGUGCUGCAGAUAGUUUUUAUGUAUUGAACUUUAAAACAGUUUCUGUAGAUAUCAUGUAUGAAACUCGUUUUUCAAAUACACAAGGCAUUCAGCUAUUUGCUUUUUAUAAUUUUUAGUUGAUCAUCUGGUUAGACUGCUUAUAAACAGAGAAAUAAAACCACAAUCUUUCCU
Rosa rugosa (rugosa rose) is the source of this 2522-nucleotide messenger RNA. Its product is annotated as probable RNA helicase SDE3. Gene Ontology annotation, molecular function: miRNA binding. The transcript has 4 exons. The record is from RefSeq and is a predicted model, not a curated record. Bases 410 to 2314 code for a protein of 634 amino acids. NCBI's taxonomy places the organism in Eukaryota, Viridiplantae, Streptophyta, Magnoliopsida, Rosales, Rosaceae.